Molecule: messenger RNA, 1427 nt
Organism: Emiliania huxleyi CCMP1516
Lineage: Eukaryota; Haptophyta; Isochrysidales; Noelaerhabdaceae
Exons: 2
Molecular function (GO): protein binding
Source: RefSeq, a predicted model, not a curated record
CCGAGCUGGCGGUGGGCGACCUGGGCUCGCUGCGCGCCCUCCUCUCCGGGCGGCGGACGCGCGGCACGUCGCUCGCGGCCCAGCUCGACGCGCGGCUCGACACCGAGAAGCAAGACACGCUGCUCACCUGGGCCGCUCGCCACGGGCAAGCCGAGGCGGUGCGGCUGCUGCUCGAAGCUGGCGCGAGCGUCGGGGCGACGACGGGCGGCGGCCGCGGCGGCUCCGGAGGGCCACCUCGAGUGCGCCGCGCUGCUUCUCGAGGCUGGCGCGGCGGUCAACCAAGCCAACGCCAGAGGCGCCACGCCGCUCUUCAUCGCGUGCCAGAACGGCCACGUCGAGUGCGCCCGGCUGCUCCAGCAGGCUGGCGCAGCGGUCAACCAAGCGAUGGACGGCGGCGUCACGGCGAUGCUCAUGGCGUGUCAGAACGGCCACCCCCCGUGCGUCCGGCUGCUUCUCGAGGCCAGUGCGGCGGUCGGCCAAGCCAUGAACAACGGCGUCACGCCGCUGUACAUCGCGUGCCAGGAGGGCCACCUCGAGUGCGCCGCGCUGCUUCUCGAGGCUGGCGCGGCGGUCAACCAAGCCAACGCCAGAGGCGCCACGCCGCUCUUCAUCGCGUGCCAGAACGGCCACGUCGAGUGCGCCCGGCUGCUCCUCGAGGCCAGCGCGGCGGUCAACCAAGCCAACACCAGAGGCGCCACGCCGCUGUACGUCGCGUGCAAGCGCGGCCACGUCGACAUCGCCCGGCUGCUUCUCGAGGCCAGCGCAUCGGUCAACCAGGCCUCGAACCAAGGCGCCGCCCCGCUGCUCAUCGCGUGCCGCAACGGCCACCUCGAGGUCGCCAAGCUCCUCUCCUCCUACGGCGCCUCCCGCGCCGCUACGCUCUUCGGCACGCCCGAGGAGAUUGCAAACAGCCGCGGCCACGCCGACCUCGCCGCCUGGCUGGUCGCCAGCCGCGGCUGGACGCCGCUCGCGCACCUUGAGAGCCUCACCACCGCCCGCGCUCUCUCCCUGCUGCGCAGCAGCGCAAGCCUGCACGAGGGCGAGCCGACGCCGCUGCAGCGCGCCGCGGGCGGCGAGGGCGAGGCGGCGGCGCUGAUCCGGCGGGCGGCGGCGCCGUGGUCGUCGGCAAGCCACUCGCUCUUCCCCGCGGCGGCCCGCGCGCGGGCGGCGCUCCUCGUCCUCUCGCUCUACGAGAUCCACGAGCGGCACCAUCUCGACUCGGCAGGAAACACGAACGGCAUCGCGGCGCGCGACUUUGUCGCGUGCGUGCUGCGCUUCGCGAUCACGCGCGAGACGGAGUAGCGGAGCACUGCAGUGGCCCUGCUCUCCCCUUGGAACCGCCGCGACGGUCCCUCCUCUGUUGUUUAGUGCUCAACUGGAUCGGACUGUGUGCCGUCCGUUUUAUCUCGCGCAGCGUACGUACAUUC